Molecule: messenger RNA, 1629 nt
Organism: Helicoverpa zea (corn earworm)
Lineage: Eukaryota; Metazoa; Arthropoda; Insecta; Lepidoptera; Noctuidae
Exons: 3
Coding region: 1-1164 (387 amino acids)
Source: RefSeq, a predicted model, not a curated record
AUGGCGAGUUUUAAUCUGUCGGGGAAUAUACCCUCUGAGAAUGACAUAUUGAUAAGCUUGUGUUUGGUCCGUAAAUUGAUGCGCGCCCGGCAUCAGCAGAAGGAUCGACGAAGAAACCUUUCAUCAUCGUCAUCAGGAUCAGACGCAUCAUCUUCCUCUUCGAGUUCAAGUGCCAGUUCCGCUUCACCUCGAUCAAGGUCACGCGCACGCCUGUCUCCACCACCGUUACAAGAGCCGUUAUGCAUUGAAGACGUGCCAAGAUAUGGAAUUGAAGAGGGCGUGCCUAUGGCGUCAACCAGCGCCGCUACCGCCACCGUGGACGUCGAAACUCGACCAACAGUGACUGCCGCUGUGGAUACACUGCCCACGACGAGUAAGGCAGGUAGUUUGCCUUCCGAGCCUAGCAUUGAACAGGAAUUGGACGAGGAUCUCCUUAAAAUAUUAGGGGUUGACCCGUCUCAACAGAGAUUAUACGGUAAAGAUAUACAACCAGACCUUGCGAUUCGGUUACAACACGUAGCUACAUCGGGGCUCAGUAAAGAAACCCGCAAGGAACUUACCGACAGAUAUUUGCUUCCUGGUAAUUGCACCCUCGUGGACGCUCCUGCGCUUAACCCAGAGAUUAAGGCUGCCAUACCCGAGGCGGUCUUCAAAAGAGACAAAGCGAUUGAACUUAAACAAAAACAGUUGUCUUCAGUGGCAUCCUGUCUAGGCGAAGCAAUAUCAACGCUCAUGUCGCAACCAAUAAGAGACACUGCUCUCAUUCAAACCUUAAUGGAUGGGUCUAAAUUAUUGUGCGAUGCUCAACAUGCAGAUUCCUUAACGCGUAGAAACUUUAUUCUAAAUAAUCUAAAAAAGGAACUCAAAGAUCAACUUGCAGCUACCAAGAUCGACAAACUGCUGUUUAGCGAGGAGUUGUCUAAUACUUUAAAAACAGCUAAGGCGAUUUCUCAAUCUAGUGCUGACAUGAAGCCACAGACAACCAAGAACCCUGUCAAAAGGUCUCAGAAACCAGUGAAGAAUUAUUUAAACUGGCGAGCUCCUCCUCCAAAUCAAGCCAGGCCGAGGGGGAGCCAGAGGACAAAGGAGCCUGUCAAGAAUCGCCAAGAAAACUCCUCAAAGCGGUCGUCGAAUCCAGCGUCAACUCGCAGUCGCCGCCGCUAGACACGGUAAAGUACGCAGGUCGGUUAUUGAACUUUAGUCGACAGUGGGCACUUAUAACCCAAGAUCAUAACAUUUUGUCAUGGGUUUUUGAAGGAUAUAAAAUUCCAUUUUCGCGACGUGUAACACAAUCUCCUUGUACCGGAGACAAAAAAUACUCACCAACCGAAAGAAGUCAAUUCAAAAGUGCUAUUAAUGAUUUACUUUCAAUAGGGGCUGUAUCUGUAUGUGAACCCUGCGAGGGUCAAUUCUUAUCGUCUAUAUUUUUGGUACCUAAACCUAAUGGCAAAUCGAGAUUAAUUUUAAACUUAAAACUUUUAAAUAAAUUUAUAGACACAAGCCACUUCAAACUUGAAGACCUUCGAACAGCUCUGAAACUCUUAUCAAAGGAUUGUUUCAUGAGCACGAUUGACUUAAAAGACGCAUAUUUUUUAAUACCCGUCCACAACGAAUACAAAAAAUACCUUC